AUCACCUGACCUGCCUCGUUUCCUCGAUUGUCUUGUCUUCUGUUAUCAGCCUCUGCAAAUGGUUCUGGGAUGGCGAAGAAGAAAGAACGGCCGUCGCAACGACAAACUUCAGCUCGAGGUCGUCGUUCCCAACCACUUCCGGUGCCCGAUUUCCCUCGAUUUGAUGAAAGAUCCUGUCACAUUGUCCACCGGCGUCACCUACGAUCGUGAUAACAUCGAAAGGUGGUUCCUUGAAGGCAAUUUCACUUGCCCCGUUACCAACCAGGUCCUCAGGAGCUUCGAUCUCAUUCCCAAUCACACUCUUCGCAUAAUGAUUCAGGAAUGGUGUGUUGAAAAUCGACAACAUGGGGUCGAGAGAAUCCCUACUCCCAGAAUUCCCAUUUCCCCCGUCCAAGUCGAAGAGCUUCUUCUUCUUGUGAAAUCGUCGGCGAGGCGUUUGGAUCAGUACGGGUGUCUCAACUUGGUUCAGAAAAUGGAGAAAUGGGGUGAAGAGAGCGAAAGGAAUAAGAAGUGUAUAGUUGAGAAUGGAGCCACUGCUGCUCUGGCCUCUGCUUUUGACGCGUUCGCGAAUGAUUCGAUUGAGAAGAAUCUGAGUGUUUUGGAAGAGAUUUUGUCUGCUCUGAAUUGGAUGUUCCCACUUCAAAUGGAAGCCCAGAAAUCGUUGGGGUCACAAGCUUCGUUAGGUUGCAUGGUGUGGUUUCUGAAACAUCAAGAUCUGGCAGGGAAAGAGAAGUCCAUUGUUGCUCUCAGGGAGCUUCUCUCUUUUGGAAACGAAGACCAUUUGAACGUUCUGGCAGAAAUUGAAGGAGUCAACGAACUAUUGGUGGAAUUCAUUACAAAAAGACUGAGUCCAACAAUCACAAAAGCUUCAUUAGCUGUAGUUUUCUAUAUGGUCUCAUCAUCCUCUUCCUCAAGCAACAAAAUGAAACAGAGAUUCAUCCAACUGGGUUUGGUCUCUUCUUUACUGGACAUUCUCCUGGACUCAGAAAGAAGCCUCUGUGAGAAGGCUUUGGCAAUUUUCGAUUCACUCUGCUCUUGCGAGGAAGGCAGAGAAAAAGCUUACAAUAACGCCUUGACGAUCCCUGUGUUGGUGAAGAAGAUACUGAGAGUUUCAGCAAUGGCUACAGAUUCCUCUGUUUCUGCAAUAUGGAGGCUGUGCAAGAAUGGAGCAGAGAAAGAAGAAGAAGAAGAAGAAGGAAAAAGCGUUCCGAUUGAAGCACUGCAAGUCGGUGCGUUUCAGAAGCUUUUGUUAGUUUUGCAGAUUGGAUGUGGCGAUGAAACGAAGGUGAAAGCAACUGAGCUUCUCAAACUCCUGAAUCGAUAUGGCUCAGGCGUGGAUUGUGUAGACUCAGAUUUCAAGAACCUAAAGAGAUCACAUUAGUUAAGAUUGUUAAAAUCAUUCUUUUUUCAAAAUGUGUUUUGAUUUACAGGUUUUAAUUAGCCUUAUUGUGUGUAAUUAGUAAAAUUUUGUUGCCAAGACAUCACAAGUUGACAGGGUAGAUAUAAUUAAGAUUGGAUUCUUUUUGUAAAUAUCAAUAAGAUGAUAAGAGUAAUAGCAGAAUGAUUUGUUUCUGUAA
Messenger RNA from Neltuma alba, 1577 nucleotides. Its product is annotated as U-box domain-containing protein 21-like. Bases 59 to 1381 code for a protein of 440 amino acids. The record is from RefSeq and is a predicted model, not a curated record. Lineage: Eukaryota; Viridiplantae; Streptophyta; Magnoliopsida; Fabales; Fabaceae. Gene Ontology annotation, biological process: protein ubiquitination. The transcript has a single exon. Gene Ontology annotation, molecular function: ubiquitin protein ligase activity.